CUGCCGUAACGUCGUGUUUCCUUGAAGUGAAAAGUGGCUGAGUUGACGUGAAACGUGACGUGUCCACGCUGAAAUUAUUAAACAUUUGUUUCCGCGUACUUCCCCUCGCCUUUGUUGAUGAAUGCAAACGGGAACUUAAUGAAACGGCGAGUUUUAAACGACCAACCCUGGGACGCUGCGCUGAAAUCGGGACGCGCAGCGGCCGAACCGAACCUUCGGAUCAACAUGUCAGCCGCUGUUUUUGUUUUCAUCCUGACACUUUCAACACUAAACGGAGUUGUAUCAGGGGUCCUUAGGAGUCCCACCAAUGUCCAGGUGACCUCCAGGGACCUGAACCUGAUCCUGAGCUGGGAUCCACCUGCAGAAGCACCCAGCGGAUUGAUCUACACCACCGAGUUAAUGAGUUCUAUUGGAAAACACAAUCCAGGCUGCGUGAACAUCACAACCUUUCAAUGUGAGCUCAGCAAUUUUGGCAUCAGUCCGUAUGGGACAUACAUUGGGAAAGUCCGGGCUCUGCUGGGAGAAGAGGCCUCAGCCUGGGCAGAGAGUAAAACCAUCACUUUGGAUAUAGAUACCCUGAUCAGUCCUCCCAGCGUGUCGCUCUUACCCAUCGGUCAAACUCUGGAGAUCAGCAUUAAGGAACCAGAGUUUUAUACAUCUUCUCUGAGGAGUGUGUACAGCAAAGUCAGCUACAACAUCACCUACUGGAAGGACGACCAGGAGAUGAUGCAGGAGAAAACCCUCAGCAACAUCCGCCAGGACCGGGUCAUUUUAGAUGAACUGGAUCCCUUGACCAAGUACUGCGUACAGGUCCGCAUCAUCACCCUCAGAAACAAGAACCCCAGCGAGCCCAGCGGCGUCCUGUGUGAGAGGACCGGCGACACUGACAACUCUCCGAUGGUUGCAGCUGUGAUCGUAUGUGUCGUCAUCGCAGUGGCUGUGGUUAUGACAGUGUUGGCCGUAGUGAAAUGGAAAAGUAUUUCCCAUUUCUUAUGGCCAAAGGUUUCUCUUCCACGGCACUUUGAAAAGUCUCUGCUGGACACACCAGAGUCCUCUGUUUAUUUAAUCACGCAGCCCACGGAGGAGAUCGCCCUGGUGAGCGUCGUUACAGUCGAGGAAGGCAGCCCUGAAAGGACAAAAGAGAGCAGCUACAACAAACAACUAAAUGGCACAGUAGGGGAUAGCUGUCUACCCGGAGAUUAGGUCUACAUCAGCGGUUGAUGUGACCGCAGACGACCACAAAGACUCCAUAAAACGGAAGAUUUUGAUUUUCACAAAGACCCCUAAACAAUGUGAUUGUAGACGGAUAUAUGCCGUCAUCCUACAAACUGUUUGUUUACUGUACCUAUAUUAUAACUAGCUGUGUUAUGGUGACAUAAAAUGUCACAUGCUGCAUGGUGUUUUUGGAAGACGUGAAAGUAGUUUUCUGGGAAAAUUAUUUAUAAACAUGUAAAACUGAAGAAGUUUUCACAACCAAACAUUACUAAUUUAACUUUUGGUACUUUUACCAGCCCAGAGAUGUUCAAAACCAAAGCUGAACUGGUUGGUUGAUCUGGUUUUAUGGUGUACUACUGAACUACAGAGUCUGUUUACUACGGUGGCCCUGAGGUACAAACCACUUAAACAAAUUCAAAAACACAACAACAUUAAUGGAGCACAAAUACAACUUACAAAAAUACUACAUUAACAAAACGGAACAGGUAUGUCUCAGCGUGAGACCUGAGAAGUCGCUGAUUGGACAAUAGGCAUGAAUACGAGUCCUCCUUCCGUCGUCGCCAUCUUGAAAGUGGCGGUGGAGUUUCAACCGUUUUACAGUACAAAGUGGACCCACUGCCUUUACCUUUCACGGGUAAGAAUUAAAGAUAAUAAUGUAAAUUUACGAGCAGAAUUUCCUGACUUUGUGGCCAGUACUGUGCAUUUCCGUGGUGAAACAAACUUCUAAACAACAGAGAAAUAUUUCCUUUGUAACUAAAUUGCCCCAGUUAACUACUCUGAUUAUUGUAUUAGCUUAGCAAGCUUUUUUUUUUAUACUGUGUUGUUUUUCUCUGAGAAAACCUGUAACUGGCGCUUUUGCCGUUUGUUUAUUGUUGCCAUGGUUACCUAGAAGCGCGCAAGACAAGUCGCUGUUUGUGGUCAAACAUGGUUACUUUAAGGUAGUUGUCUGCAAGAUGUUUGUUAUAAUUUAUGUCGAUUAAAAUAAUUUGUUUGAUAUA
Xiphophorus hellerii (green swordtail) is the source of this 2213-nucleotide messenger RNA. RefSeq names its product interleukin-10 receptor subunit beta-like. The record is from RefSeq and is a predicted model, not a curated record. Gene Ontology annotation, cellular component: plasma membrane. Gene Ontology annotation, molecular function: protein binding; cytokine receptor activity. Lineage: Eukaryota; Metazoa; Chordata; Actinopteri; Cyprinodontiformes; Poeciliidae. The transcript has 7 exons. The coding region runs from base 118 to 1203 and encodes 361 amino acids. Gene Ontology annotation, biological process: cytokine-mediated signaling pathway.